AAAAAUCCAAAUGUUAGAAAUUCGAUAGGCUUGAGGACUCCAAAUCUAUCAUCAGAUAGCUAGCAAUAUAUAAUUAACUCACCUGCAACCAGGCAGCGCUACGCUCACCCAUUUGAUUUACCCGCACAGCACACAGCACAGAAGCGAGUCAUGCGACCGGUGGCUGCCAGCUCUCGCCGCUGCCGCGCGCGGGCCAGGCGACCGAACUAGCGGCGAUUCCAGCAACAACCCACGAUCCAAGCCCGGCGAUUCCUUCCGCCGCAGCAAAAUGGGUGCUGGAAGGAAGACCGAGACAUUAAUUCCUGCUCCACCAUCUCAAAAUCGAACCAAUGCAUGGUAUGGGACCUAUUCUGUUGCUACGCGUAAUCUCCGGGCAGAUCAGCUAGGAGGAGUGAUUUUUGGCUGCAAACACAACAUGAUCAAUGAAUGCCUCUCUAAACAACUCUUUGGUUUGCCAUCAGGCCACAUCUCAUAUGUGAAGAAUGUUAAACCUGGCAUGCCUCUAUUUCUAUUCAAUUAUAGUGACCGAAAAAUGCAUGGAAUUUUCGAGGCUGCAUGUGCUGGCCAGCUUAACAUUGACAAGUUUGCCUGGAGUGAUGAUGGUAGAAUAAAGACACAAUUUCCUGCACAGGUCCGCAUCUCUACCAAGACUCAGUGCCUUCCGGUUCCAGAGUCUCAGUUCAAAAGUGUGAUCAGUGAGAAUUAUCAUAAACUUCGGCACUUCUACUUCGAGCUAGAUCAUGCACAAACAAGAGCUUUAAUAUCUUUGUUCAAGCCUGCCCCUGCUGGUGAUGUUCCAAACAAAUGGAGUCCUUCCGGAUCUGUGCCAUUUCCUACAACCAAAGCAUAUCUUGUUCCUGGUCAAGUGAAGUCAGAGUCCUACCCAAAGGAUUUUAAUCAACGUGGUGUUUCUUCUGAUUCUCGUUUUAUAGCUCCUUACAAUUUGGUUCAUCUGGAUGGUGAAUAUGCUAGCACUAGCAGAACAUCAAGGAUCAACCUUGACGAGGAGGCUUCUAACUGGGAUGACUUGGAUCAUGCUGCAACCAAGGAAGGAGCUGAAUCUGUUAAUGCUGACCUUCAACAUACCAAUUCAGUGCAUGAAAAACAACAUGACAGAGUGUCUGUUAGGCAGAAAUUGCAAGAGAUGUUUGUUUCACAGGAGGAGGCCCGAUCCUCCAAGGAUGAUGUUGAUUCUGCUUCAGAUAAACCCACAUCUCAAGAAGCACAAUUCAGUGCCACUCUCCUCACAAACACAUCUGAGUCCACCUCAAAGGGUGAUGCACCUAUGGAAGGCCACACAUUGUUAGGGCAAAAUGCUGAGCUGCUUCACAUCAUCAAUGAAUUAUCCAAGAGGACGGAAGCAACGGAGAAAAAGCUGGUUGAGUCGGACCAAGAAAUACUGUUUCUGAGGGAAUCAGUAAAGGACACUGAAAGAAGAGUUCAGCAACUGGAAUACCAGAUUGAAAAACUACAACCGAACUAUAACUCUUCAGCCUCACUCCUUGGUAGAUCACAAAAUGAUGUGGGAGGGCCAUCUAUACUCCUAAUAGGUGGCUACAGGGGCAGUACCUGCUUGUCAUCACUCGAUUCCUUUUGCCCUACAACAGACAGACUAGUUCCUCUAAGGCCAAUGAGCUCAUCCCGUGCAUAUGCAGCUGUUGCUGCAUUGAAGGAUCAUAUCUAUGUUUUUGGUGGUGGGGAUGGCAGUUCAUGGUGUCGCACAGUGGAAUGUUAUACCAAGGGGGGAAAUGAAUGGAUAACAUGCCCCUGCUUGAAACAUGAUAAAGGAAGCCUUGCUGGAGCUACUUUGAAUGAUAAAAUAUUUGCUAUUGGUGGGGGAGAUGGGUCUACAGUUUUUUCAGAAGUUGAGAUGUUUGAUCCAGCACUUGGGAGAUGGAUAGACAGUCUGUCUAUGCGGCAAAGUCGGUUUACCCUGGCUGCUGCCGAAUUAAAUGGCACUCUCUAUGUUACCGGUGGUUAUGAUGGCAACACGUACUUACAAUCAGCAGAAAGGUAUGAUCCAAGGGAAGGUUUCUGGACCCUACUUCCAAGUAUGAGGGCAAGAAGAGGAUCCCACUCGGUAGCUGUCUUGGGGGAAUCCCUAUACGCCGUGGGAGGGCACGAUGGAAACAGCAUGGCUUCCACUGUAGAAAUCUAUGACCCACGUGCCAAUUCAUGGAGGAUAGGCAGCCCAUUUAGCGCCGCAAGAGGAUAUGGAUGCGCAGUUACAGUGAAUGAUAAUUUGUACCUCAUUGGUGGGGUCAACGAUGCUGGAGAAACUAUCGAAACUGUGGAAGUUUACAAUGAGAGCCAAGGCUGGUCGAUCUCAGGUUGCGAGGCAAUAGGAAGGAGGGCCUUCGCCUGUGCUAUUGUCGUUUGACAGGACUGCAGGUCUCAUAUCCUACCAAAUUUCUCCCGAGUUAUGAAUCUGCCCUCUUUCCGGUUCUGUACAGGGCAAUACCUCGGUCAGAGUAUACCGCGUCCCCUCUGUACUGUCAUCUGUUUUUUGUGCAUGUCUCAGAACCAACAGGUUUGACAGCCAUAGACACCACCAGGGUCUAUGCCCACCCGUACUUGUACAGGCAUUUUGUUGUUGUUUCUGUCAGUUUUGAGAAACUACACAUGACAGGCGAUAGGGCGUUAGAUGUUGCGGGAACAAAUUGAGUUUGUUCAGACUUCAUGGGUCACUUCGGAAGUACGAAUGUUCGUACCCAGCUGUGUUACAUUUUAAGCAUCUUUCCGUCCUCUGUAAUUGCCGAAUGCUGAUAGCCAUCUAGCUAGCUCUGGCUGCUCUAUUUGGGAGCCGGUGGAUAUGAUAAUUGUAAACUUGUAGUGGAGGCUUUUGGACGUU
Messenger RNA from Phragmites australis (common reed), 2851 nucleotides. RefSeq lists its product as uncharacterized. Gene Ontology annotation, molecular function: protein binding. The transcript is spliced from 11 exons. Bases 269 to 2380 code for a protein of 703 amino acids. Lineage: Eukaryota; Viridiplantae; Streptophyta; Magnoliopsida; Poales; Poaceae. The record is from RefSeq and is a predicted model, not a curated record. Gene Ontology annotation, biological process: response to endoplasmic reticulum stress.